This is a messenger RNA of Eublepharis macularius, 2086 nucleotides long. Its product is annotated as ribonuclease-like. The transcript is spliced from 2 exons. The record is from RefSeq and is a predicted model, not a curated record. Gene Ontology annotation, molecular function: nucleic acid binding. Bases 27 to 626 code for a protein of 199 amino acids. NCBI's taxonomy places the organism in Eukaryota, Metazoa, Chordata, Lepidosauria, Squamata, Eublepharidae.
GUCCCAGGAGGUCCAGAUUGCAAAAUAUGCUGGGUUUUCCCAGAACUCAAUUUCUUUUCCUGAUUCACAGUUUAUACAAAACAGAGGAGGCAAAGCAACUAGAGGAAGAAAUAUUUUGCCUUUGCAAAGCAAGUGGGAACCUGUCAAAAGUCAAGGGACUGAACCCAAGGCUUCAGGUGGACACCAUGGCUCCAGCAUCCGUCUGCCCAAUAUUGCUACUGCUGUUGGUCUUACUGGGGCCCUUGCCAUCUUCCAGCCAGAGGGAAACCCGUCACCAGAAGUUCCAGAGGCAGCACGUUGAUUUCCCAAAGACCAACCCUGAGUGGGAUGCCCGGCGCUAUUGCAACCUCAUGAUGCAGAGAAGAGGCAUGUCCACCGACACCUGCAAGCCCUCCAACACCUUCAUUCAUGGGAGCCCUGAGGACGUGGAUGCCAUCUGCACCCACGGAGGGACUUACUCCAGUGACAAUUUUUACAACAGCAACGCCCACUUUGAGAUCACUUCCUGUCGCAUCACUGGGGGCUCCCAGAGGCCUCCCUGCAACUACAGAGGCAUACUCAGCUCCCAGCGUGUCCAAGUGGCCUGCCUCAACAGUCUGCCAGUACACUUCAAAAGAGCCCUUUAGGUCGCUGAGCAUUGGAGAGAGCUUCCGUGGUUUUGACCUCAGCAGUCCAAUUGUAGGUGACACGCAGCCAUUGCAUACCCUGAAAAGAUUAAAGAUUCCACCUCAUUCGUACAUUUUUAUAUCUCGGGAUUUGCUAUCGCUCUAGAUCUAACAUUUUCUCCUCUUCUGCCUGCCCCUCUCCUCUUUUCUUUGAUAAGCUUGUAUUUUGAUGAUUUGCACUAACAAUUUGCAUCAAGCAUUAUAAUUACCCCAUCCUAUUCCUUUUAUUUAUCCUAGACUGCCCUAAAAUUUUGACCGCAAGACAUUCUUUAAAGUGGUAUAAGUAACAGCCAUUCCUUACGCCCUGGGGUAACUGUAGCUCUGUGAUGGAAGAGGACUAAGGCCCUUAAAUUCUUUGCACCUUCUUCAAACUACACUUCCCAUCAUUUUUUGGCAGAAACAGUUACAGUUAAAGAGAUAUAAAGCCGAUAUAAACGUGUAGAGUUGGUAUGCUAGACCCUCUUAUAAGUGGCCACCUUUUCCAUGUCAGAACACUGCCCCUAGUGGCAGGAUGUGGUAUGGCCAAUUUCUAGCGGGGACAGAAUUUUUCACUUAAGGACAUUGGGGGAAUGGGAAGAAGGUUUUUCUCAGGGCAGAGGCCCCAUCUGGAUCCCUCUUCUCAUUCUGUUAAACCCUGAUAAAGGGGAAAGUUGUAGAUGAGAUUAAAUCCCAGGGUUUUAUAGCUUUGCUACCACAUCCCCUUGGAUUCAUCUGUGAUUCGAAUUGCAUUGUUUCACUGAAAGUCCCAAAUAAUAAAAUGAGGAGUGUUACUCCACUAAAGAAAUUUCAGAUGACUAAUCAUAUGAGUUUUUAAAUGAUGAAUGCAUGUGCAUAACUCUGCAUCUUAAUUAAAUCAUCAUUAAUUUCAUAUAAGAUGUGUUCAGGUGUUUUAAAAGAGGCAUUCGUACUGUAGGGUUGCUAGCUCCAGGUUGAGAAAUCCCUGGAGAUUUGGGGGUGGAGUCUGGGGAGGUCAGGAUUUGAGUGGGGGAAGGAGUUCAGCAGAGAUGUGAUGCCAUAGAAUCCAUCCUCGGUAAAUCUACCAUUUUCUCCAGGGGAACUAGUCUCUGAAGUCUGGAGGUCAAUUGUAAUUCCAGGAGAACUCCAUCUCUCACCUGGAGAUUGGCAACCUCAUGCAUUUGUGAGAAAGCAAAAUGCUUCUUCUAAUGUGAUGACUGCCUCCUGUAGUUUUUAUAAGUCAUUAAUUAAAAAAUAAUUAACAUCUAUAAAUAUGUUUACACAAUGCAAAUCUGUUGCCCAGUUCACCUGGAAAAACUUAAAUCUAUCAAACUAACUGACUAAUGUACUAAAUAUUCCACCCCUAAACGUAGUCGAUCCUCAUGAUCUGUCUGUCAUUCUGACACCUGAACAGUCUUCCUUUGCAGCUUUAUGUAAUAAAAUCUUAUUAUGUACACCAGAAUGGA